UAAUAAGUUAUAGUAGGUAAGUCAUCCGCGUAUUCUCUGUUGAAUGUUUCAAAUGCAGUUUUGAUGCAAAUAAUAUUUUCGAUACUUGAGUGUACAAACUUUUUGUACUAUUUUAUUCAAUUACAUAAUAUGAUCUAGUCAAUAGGUAAUCUGCCAGUGAAACAUUUAAGUAACAUUUAUUUCUUUAGCUUUAACCUCAAGACGAUAUAAUUCGAGCGCGACCAUGCAAUUAUUGGACAAAUUUCAAUUCAUCUUCAUCUUGUUGUCAUGUGUUAUAUUUUUUAACACGUGUGAUUAUGUCACUUGUCUGGAUACUUCGCAAAGAAUUAAAGAAUUCGGAUAUCCGUUGGAGACGUAUGAAGUAUGGACCGACGAUAGGGCUCAUUUGGGCUUAGAACGAAUACCGCAUAAUGGCAACAAAGUUAUCGGAAGACCCGUUCUUUUAAUGCACGGAAUGUUUUCAGAUUCAGUUGUAUUUGCAGUACAGAACUCGUCACUUGGUUUCGUACUGUCGGAUGCCGGUUUUGACGUUUGGUUAUACAAUUCCAGAGGUACGGGUCUUUCAAGAACACUCAGUAUUUAUAAGGGACCUGGAUCACUACCAAACAUGAAUAGAGUAUCGUGGGAUUUUAGUUUUCACGAAUUGGGUGUCUACGAUUUGACCGCAGUUAUAGAUUUCAUUCUGAAAAAAUCGGAAUAUUCUAAACUGGACAUUGUUGGGUACUCCUUAGGAGCAACUGUAGCCUUUGUUGGCUUGUCCGAUAAGCCAGAGUACAACGAUAAGGUCAACAAACUUGCACUCAUAGCCCCAGCGACUAAUUUUAAGACAUCGCCGGUCACUGCUAUUGUCAAACAGUUUUCAGAAAUUAUAUUGAUAAUCUUGAAUGGAUUCGAUUUCUUCCCAUUUACCGUGGAUCCAGACACUACGUUAAGUAAAUUAAGAAACAUGUGUGCAAAUGAAAGCGUCUUAAUGAGUUGUAAGAGGUUUAUCGAUGUAUUGGAUGGAGUUGACUUACCCAUCGACAAAAACUCCGUUUUGGACUUUGCUGCUGCAUUUCCACAGCCAGUGUCAUCUAAAUUGUUGAAACAUUACCUUCAAGUAGUAAUGAAAGACAAACUUAGUCAUUACGAUUAUGGGACUUCUGGAAAUUUGCUGCGUUACAAUAAAAUAAUACCACCAGAUUAUGAUCUGUCCAAAGUUACAGUGCCCACAUUUGUUAUAAAUUCAAAAGCUGAUUAUCUAACUACAUCAAAGGACGUAAAAAGGCUCGCAAAUUUGUUACCAAAUAUUAAGGAAGUACGUUAUAUUGACCAAGUACAAGGUGGUCAUCUCAGCCUUGUAAUAAAUCCAAAUACAAAAGAAAUCGUGAACUCGUUUAUAGUAACUACAUUAUUAGAUUAAAGUCUAUGAUCUUACAGAAUGUGUUUAUUUAUGUCAAUGUGAUGUAUUUUAAUUGUUAAGGAACAAUAAUAUAAGAAACCUACAAUAUUGUAAUGCACAUUGUGAGUAUAACGUUGUACUUUGAAUUACAUGAUUGAAUCAA
Messenger RNA from Metopolophium dirhodum (rose-grain aphid), 1544 nucleotides. RefSeq names its product gastric triacylglycerol lipase-like. The transcript has 8 exons. Bases 224 to 1402 code for a protein of 392 amino acids. Gene Ontology annotation, molecular function: hydrolase activity, acting on ester bonds. Lineage: Eukaryota; Metazoa; Arthropoda; Insecta; Hemiptera; Aphididae. The record is from RefSeq and is a predicted model, not a curated record.